Molecule: messenger RNA, 1944 nt
Organism: Eucalyptus grandis
Lineage: Eukaryota; Viridiplantae; Streptophyta; Magnoliopsida; Myrtales; Myrtaceae
Exons: 5
Source: RefSeq, a predicted model, not a curated record
UACCUCCUCUCCCUGUCCGCAAACCAAAAACUACCUUCAAACUCUCUCUCUUUCUCGCUCGCUCAGACCUUCUCCAAGCUCGAAGACAGUAGUAACAAUGCAAUCCCCAUUUCUCCACCUCUGCAACGCCUCCUCCUUCUCCUCCUCCUCCGCUCGCGCCGUCCUCAAUCCUCCGCCGCCGCCGCCGCCGCCACUAGGGUUUCGCCACUCUCACAGCCGCGGCCUCCUCCUCCCCCUCCUCCCUCCGCUUCCUCUCCCUCUCGGUCCCCCGCGGCCCCCCGGUCCCGUCCGCCUCGCCGCCCGGAGCGGCCACCGCGGGGGCCGAGGCGGAGGCGGCGGCGGCGGCGGGAGCAAGCAGCGGGUGAGCGUCAGGGGCAAGAAGGACAACGUGUGGAGCGUCGACAACGACGUCGCCCGGGCCGCCGCGGAGAAGGAGAGGGCGAGGCCGAGGGCGAGGCGGAGGAAGGGGAGGAGAGUGGUGAGAGGGAAGCGAGGGAGGGACGGGAAGGUCAUGGCGUCCGGCGCCAUGCUGAUGGAGGUCGAGACGGUUCUUCAGACUCAGGAACCGUAAUAAGACCAGUAUGGAAUACAUUUGCUAGUAGCGUGAGCGGGAUAUGGAAGGGAGUGGGAGCCGUAUUUUCACCUAUCACUGCAGAAAUGGAACCCAUAGACAUCAGUAGUAAAAAUCAGAACCUCUAUGACUGCUACACACUUUCCUGUGUUCAGGCAAUUCCAGCCUCACCUGGAGGAUUAACAUCUCAAAUUCAGAGAAAAAUAAACUGGGUAACUCUGAAUCCCUAUGGUGAAAUAUCAUUGAACAAUGGGGGCAAUGUCAAAAGCAAAGAAGGGACUAAAGAUGGAGAUUCAAGUAAGGACCAAAUUGAUGAAAGUGCAGCAGAUCGUAAGCUGCCAAAGUUUGAUUCUUUCAACUUUGGAGCCAGUGAUCUGAUGGAAGAAGAUGUCAUGGGCUUUGAACCUGGUCUUGUUUUCUUUGAGGAUGGAUCUUAUUCCAGGGGCCCAGUUGAUAUUCCUGUCAGUGAAGUUGAUGGUUCUAAUUAUUACUUAAGCCCCACUUUCAAGUUUGAGCAGUGUCUGGUUAAAGGUUGUCACAAAAGACUCCGGAUAGUCCACACGAUAGAAUUCAACAAUGGGGGUGCAGACAUUCAGAUAAUGAGAGUUGCCGUUUAUGAAGAAGAGUGGGUCAGUCCAGCGAAUAUUCGUGAUGAUAGCGAUACGGCCUUUGAUGUGAAGCCAUUUUCACUGCGGAAAAGAACCCAGCCAUCGGAUCUCACUGGUUCCUGGAAGGUAUUUGAAGUUAGUGCCACACCGAUAUAUGGUGAGGAGACGGUCGCAGAAGAAGGCAAUGGGAUCCCAUAUGUCUACCUUUGCACCGAGACCUUAAAGAACAGGACCUUGCCUGAGAACUUAGUAUACUUUGGGGAGGAAGAGAUGCUUGACAUGCAAGACGCGGCCAUUCAUUGGUUACCUGGUGGCGUUACUAGUUAUGUUGACAUUAGUAAGGACGGGAUUCUUUGCCUCGGUGUAGGCUGGUACUCUGAUGAAGGCAUUAAUCUCGUCAUGGAGAGAGACUAUGGUUUGGAUGGGAAGCUGAAGGAAGUACGGUGGAAAUCCGAGUUAAAGAGAAGGUGGUCUAAUCCAAACGUAAAUAUGGACUGAGGAUUUUUCUUUCGCCUUGCUGCUUUCUACAUGAAGUCCCAUCCCUUUUAAAAAGAUUAACGUAGGUGUACAGAGUGCUUUCGGCAUAUUGAAGUUGGCGGUGGUCAUCAUGUUCUUCAGAGUUCACACCCAAUAGGCAGCCGAAAAUGUAAGUUGUAGGAAACAAAAUAAGCUUUGGGCACUUAAUCUCAGCGUGACAAAAUCUCUUUUUCUCUGAAUAUAAUGUCGAGUGAGUUUCAGGUGCCUGGAAGCACAUGUUUCCUUCUA